CUAAUCAACUAACUAAAAUAUUACAUAGUAAUUUGACAUCUUUGCAGUUUGUAUGGUUUUAUACAGAGAUUCAUGUUUCCAGUGUCUAAGUCUUAUAUCAUAAUGGCCAUGUAUACAGUACAGAGUGGCAUAAUACAGCAUAAUAAGAGUGCCCAAUUCCAAAUGGUAGGAAUGAAAUAAAAUGUGCAGUAAAUAGUUGUUCAAAUGUUGCAGAAAUUUGGUCAUAUUGUGUGUUGGAAUGUUUGUACAUUGGAGAUGUUCUACUUUGAUUUGGCAACAUUAGUCUAGUCAUUGGAUUUUCAAGUGUACCGUAGCGACAACAACAUUCUGUACUCAUCUACAGCCUGUCGUUGUAAGCCAAUAGCUAAAAUUCUUCACAGACAGAAAAACAGGUUCAACACAUUCUCAGUACGUUAUAUUCCAACACUGCAGGAGUGUAAGUUAGUUAGUUAAUAGGUCAGUCAUGGGUUGGUUUGCUCUGUACUUCCUUCUCCUGAUGACUUUGCCGCUUCUCUACAAUGGUCAAACAACGGUUCCAAAUACCAGCCAAACAGGCUGUGCAGGUCCUCCAGUUCUGUGUUGUGCUGGUCAAAAUAACAGCUGUUUCAGGGGAGGAUGUUUUUGUGAUGAGGUCUGUGUGUCAGUUCGGGAUUGCUGUCCUGACUACAACUCCACGUGCACGCAGUCUUUCACUACUGCACUACCAACUGGAUCCAGUACAACUAUAAACAGCACCACGUCUACACCAGUAGAUGGCAGCAAUACCACAGCAUCCAUUACUACAAAUUUCACUACUGCACUACCAACUGGAUCCAGUACAACUAUAAACAGUACUACGUCUACACCAGUAGAUGGCAGCAAUACCACAGCAUCCAUUACUACAAAUUUCACUACUGCACUACCAACUGGAUCCAGUACAACUAUAAACAGUACUACAUCUACACCAGUAGAUGGCAGCAAUACCACAGCAUCAACAGUCUCCAUUACUACAAAUUUCACUACUGCACUACCAACUGGAUCCAGUACAACUAUAAACAGUACUACAUCUACACCAGUAGAUGGCAGCAAUACCACAGCAUCAACAGUCUCCAUUACUACAAAUUUCACUACUGCACUACCAACUGGAUCCAGUACAACUAUAAACAGUACUACAUCUACACCAGUAGAUGGCAGCAAUACCACAGCAUCAACAGUCUCCAUUACUACAAAUUUCACUACUGCACUACCAACUGGAUCCAGUACAACCAUAAACAGCACCACGUCUACACCAGUAGAUGGCAGCAAUACCACAGCAUCCAUUACUACAAAUUUCACUACUGCACUACCAACUGGAUCCAGUACAACUAUAAACAGUACUACAUCUACACCAGUAGAUGGCAGCAAUACCACAGCAUCAACAGUCUCCAUUACUACAAAUUUCACUACUGCACUACCAACUGGAUCCAGUACAACUAUAAACAGUACUACAUCUACACCAGUAGAUGGCAGCAAUACCACAGCAUCAACAGUCUCCAUUACUACAAAUUUCACUACUGCACUACCAACUGGAUCCAGUACAACUAUAAACAGUACUACAUCUACACCAGUAGAUGGCAGCAAUACCACAGCAUCAACAGUCUCCAUUACUACAAGGCCAACGCGGACAGAAACAGGGGUUGUUCACCUUCGCUUAUCUGCUUUAACCAAUAAGGAGGAAAGUGAAGAUGUGUUAGAGGGUGUGUCUACUUUUGUAUCCCAUGUCCAAGCACUUCUCCAGCAGAGCUGUGGAGGAUGCACCCUGAAUAUAACACGCAUCAAACUCACCCGUCCAUCAUCUGUGUGACCGGGUCCAUGGUGCAGCUGGUCCCGAGGAGACAGCGGAAGCAGAAGUGUUGCAGCAAACCUCCACCCUCAGGUGGUUGAGGGUUAUUAGCCUAGCAUAUGUGUAGGCUUUUCUUUCUUUGACAUCUUGGUUUUAAAUAUUUUUCCAGAUGUUUUCCUAUAAUAUUUGGUGUCUUGUAGUCAUUAGUCUAUAGGUGUUUUGCUCUGUUGUGGCAGGAGGGUUUUGACCGGAUUCACACACAGCAAUAUGAACAAAAUAUAGUUCCGAGCAGCCCAGUGAUGACAAAGGACUACAUUUCUAAACUAUGCUGUUUUCUAUCAUAUUGUUUUAUUGCCAUAACAUGUGGUUCUGUCAAGAUGUGAACACUGUUGCUAGGGUAAUAUUAAAGUAUUUUGCACAAAAAAUUA
This is a messenger RNA of Micropterus dolomieu (smallmouth bass), 2229 nucleotides long. RefSeq lists its product as uncharacterized. Bases 464 to 1822 code for a protein of 452 amino acids. Lineage: Eukaryota; Metazoa; Chordata; Actinopteri; Centrarchiformes; Centrarchidae. The record is from RefSeq and is a predicted model, not a curated record. The transcript has 14 exons.